UUGCUUGGGAAUGCCCAGCAAAACAUUUGUGUGAUGGCUUCUUCCACUGUCAAGAGUGUAACUGCAUCAUGCCAUGUUUUGUUUCUCUUGCUUAUUAUCUUCUUCUCGGACAAGUCUGCAGGAGCACGAUCAGUCGUUGAUAAGGGAAGCUUAACCUUGCCAAAUGCAGAUGGUUUUGUAUGUUCAAAUUCAGGUGGAAGAGGUGUAGGCCAUUCCUCAAAUGUCAUGCCAUUCCGGGAAGUAAGAAAGCUGAGAGGAAGAGCUCUAGUCCCACCACCUCCUAAGCCUAACGGAAAUGUGUCUUAUAAUCCUCCAAAUUAUGCUUCUCCUCCAACAUCUUAAGAGCAUUCACAAGCAUCAGAUUUAAGGCCAAAGUUGGCAUGGUAUUAUCUUCUAGAAAUCAGGGAGUGUGCUUUUAUUUUAUUGUACCAGCAGAAAAGGAAGUUGAAGGUCAGGCAUAUGUGAUAUUGAUAUAAAAGUGUACAACAAAAUAAGAUCAGAAGAGUUGUUUUAUGUUCUAUUUCAUUUUUCAAAAGAGAAAUUUGAUGGUUGUAUGAUCAUAUUUAGUCAUUUUUAUCAUUAAAUAUAA
Molecule: messenger RNA, 589 nt
Organism: Cryptomeria japonica (Japanese cedar)
Lineage: Eukaryota; Viridiplantae; Streptophyta; Pinopsida; Cupressales; Cupressaceae
Exons: 2
Coding region: 34-342 (102 amino acids)
Source: RefSeq, a predicted model, not a curated record